AUGGCGCGGCCAAUCCAGGUGAAGCCCGCGGACAGCGAGAGCCGCGGAGGUAGUUGUCAUCUCUCCCGCCCCCCUGGGGACCGGAAGCUGUUCGUGGGCAUGCUGAACAAGCAGCAGUCGGAGGAGGACGUGCUGCGGCUCUUCCAGCCCUUCGGGGUCAUCGACGAGUGCACGGUGCUGCGGGGCCCGGACGGCAGCAGCAAAGGCUGUGCCUUCGUGAAGUUCGCGUCCCACACGGAGGCGCAGGCGGCCAUCCACGCGCUGCACGGCAGCCAGACGAUGCCGGGAGCCUCCUCCAGCCUCGUGGUCAAGUUCGCGGACACUGACAAGGAGCGGACGCUGCGGCGCAUGCAGCAGAUGGUGGGCCAGCUGGGCGUCCUGACGCCGUCCCUGGCUCUGCCCUUCAGCCCGUGCAGUGCCUAUGCCCAGGCCCUCAUGCAGCAGCAGACGACCGUCCUGGCCACCUCGGGCAGCUACCUGAGCCCCGGCGUGGCCUUCUCGCCCUGCCACAUCCAGCAGAUCGGGGCCGUGAGCCUGAACGGGCUGCCUGCUGCGCCCAUCCCGCCUGCCUCUGGGCUGCACUCGCCACCGCUGCUCGGCGCGGCCGCUGUGCCCGGCCUCGUGGCCCCCAUCACCAACGGCUUCGCGGGGGUGGUGCCCUUCCCCGGCGGGCACCCCGCGCUGGAGACCGUGUAUGCCAACGGCCUGGUGCCGUACCCAGCUCAGGGCCCCACCGUGGCGGAGACGCUGCACCCUGCCUUCUCGGGAGUCCAGCAGUACACAGCCAUGUACCCCGCGGCGGCCAUCACGCCCAUCGCGCACAGCGUCCCGCAGCCACCGCCAGUUCUGCAGCAGCAGCAGCGAGAAGGUCCCGAAGGCUGUAACCUGUUUAUCUACCACCUCCCCCAGGAGUUUGGAGACGCGGAGCUGACCCGGAUGUUCCUGCCUUUUGGCUUCGUGAGCUUUGACAACCCCGCCAGCGCCCAGACCGCCAUCCAGGCCAUGAACGGCUUCCAGGUCGGCACCAAGCGGCUCAAGGUGCAGCUGAAGCGGCCCAAAGACCCGGGACACCCCUACUGACCGCCCCACGCCGCCCGAGGCUGCGGCCUGGCCCAGGUUGGGGCCUCCCCGCCCCGGGCGGCUCCCCGCUUCCCAC
Lepus europaeus (European hare) is the source of this 1156-nucleotide messenger RNA. RefSeq names its product CUGBP Elav-like family member 5. Bases 1 to 1080 code for a protein of 359 amino acids. Gene Ontology annotation, cellular component: cytoplasm; ribonucleoprotein complex; nucleus. Gene Ontology annotation, molecular function: mRNA binding. Gene Ontology annotation, biological process: regulation of alternative mRNA splicing, via spliceosome; mRNA splice site recognition. The transcript has 12 exons. NCBI's taxonomy places the organism in Eukaryota, Metazoa, Chordata, Mammalia, Lagomorpha, Leporidae. The record is from RefSeq and is a predicted model, not a curated record.